This is a messenger RNA of Ostreococcus lucimarinus CCE9901, 717 nucleotides long. RefSeq lists its product with no specific name. Lineage: Eukaryota; Viridiplantae; Chlorophyta; Mamiellophyceae; Mamiellales; Bathycoccaceae. The transcript has a single exon. Bases 1 to 717 code for a protein of 238 amino acids. The record is from RefSeq and is a predicted model, not a curated record.
AUGGAGUUUCACGCCCACGACGAAGACUCGACGACAAACGCGGCGCGCGCGUUGGAGUGGUUUGACAACGCGUUCGAGACGCGAACGAGUGGGCAAUCGUACGUGGGAGCGGGCGUGCGCGUGAUUGAGAACGGGAAGAUACUACAGAUAGAAGCACCCAUCGCGUACGAGGCGACGAAGAAGACGAAGAGGGCGACGACGAUCCGCGAGGUGACGCCGAGGGACGCGUGGUUGGACGAAGGCGAGGUGCGCGUUUUCCUUGGCGCGAGCGCGGCGAGUUCGGCGGCGCUUAAGAUUCCGGAGAGGGCGACGUACUUGGGUAAAGCGAGUGAGAGCUCAUUCAUCAACUUGGUCGACGCUAUUUCGCGCUCGAUGGAUAUCUUCAUACGCGAUGGUGCCGCGCGCGUCGGCGUGUGCGGGGCGCUUUUGGACGAACGCGGCGGCACGCGGGAAAACACGCUCGUGGACUUGAACCGUAAAAGAGUGGAACUCGAAACUGCGAAGCUCCAUGAGCGAAACGAAACCGUGGACGCCACGAAGAAACGGCUCGCGCAAGAAUCUGAGGCUUUGAGCGAUCGCGUACGCGAUGCUGUCCUGUACGCCUCUCGAGCGAAAAAGGCGAAGGAGCGCGUCGGCGGCGGCAAGCCGACCUGGGACAUCCUCGCGGACGAAAGCGAUAGCGAUAGCGAUAACGAUAGGGACGUUGAGCAUGGAUAG